CUUUACAAAGAAAAAGAAAGGUUUCGGAAUUUGCGAAACCCUUCUUGUACAUGGAAGAAUAAGAAAAGCAAAGAGAUUUAUUCACAAAUUCACAAUCAGUACUUUUCCUAGUCCUCAACCUGUGACUGACAAUGAACCGUGGUUCACCAAUAGUCAGAUUUUUUCAGUAUUCCUCUUUUUUUUUUUCUUUUUUAAUUCAAGGAUCUCAGCCCGUACCAUAGCUAAUCAUAACCCGGGAUUUCUUAAUAUGGUCCGCCAAGCAACAUGAACAUAAGUUGUCCAGUCAGUGUAUUCGAAAAAAACCAAGGUUAGACAGAGUCCAUGGAAGAAACCAAAGUGAGUUUGAAACUUCUAAUAGACAGAGAAAACCAAAGAGUACUUUAUGCAGAAGCGGGCAAGGAUUUCAUCGACUUCCUCUUUCACAUUCUGGUCCUUCCGGUCGGUUCUUACAUGCCGCUUCUCAAAAAGCCAGAAAUGGUGGGCAGCUUCCAUAACAUUUAUGUGAGCAUUGAAAAUUUGAGUAGUUCUUACCUUAAACCAUACGCGAAGAAAGAGACUAUCCUAAAACCCAAAAUACACAUCUAUGAUAGUACUGCUGGUAGUGUCCCUCGCCUAUUACCAAACAUUGAAUCAUCCAUAUCCACUAAAUUCUACCGGUGUUCUAAUGAUUACAGCCGACAAUGUGGUAAAUAUGUGGCCUAUGAUUUAAGCUCAAUCUGUCCCUCGUGCAAGCUUGCUAUGAGCAGAGAGUUAAGUUUCGUAGACCAACCAAGCGCAACAAAUAUGGAGUCCUCCAGUGAGGAAGGCUACGUAAAAGGCCUGGUUUCAUACAUGGUGAUGGAUGAUCUGGAGAUUAAACCCAUGUCCAUUAUCUCUAGUACUAUCACUCUGCUUAACACUUUCAAUGUCAAGGAAAUAGGGGCUCUUGAGGAGAAAGUUGCCAAUUUGGGCAUGGAUGAGGGUGUGAAAUUGCUCAAUGCUUCUCUGCAGUCGAAGACUGUUCUGACUGAUGUUUUUCUCCUGAGAAUGGAAGCUGAAACAGGAAGUCAAAUGGCAACCUAAGUGCAUGACAGGAGUUCUGUGGCAUUGCAAAAACAAUGUUAUUUAUUUAUUUAUUUUUAUUAUUAUUGUUGCAAAUAUAUUUUAAAUGUUAGUUACUAUUACUCAUAUUCUUGUGUGGCAUGUAAAGGGUAAUACUCUCUCUCUCUCUCAAGCAACAUUAUGUUUCAUCAAAAUGAGAUGCAAUGCAAGUAUAUGUAAGUUUCUGUUAGUCAUUAAUUCUUUGAUAUCAUUUUAUGAUGACCUCAACAAUGAGGUGCUGGAAGAUGACUAGGGAUAGGAGGAGGGGCUGAGCUAGAAAUUUAAUUAUAAGCAGAGCUAAGUUAAAUAAUAGACUUGGAAAAUGGAUACAAGACACAACUUGUUUACCUAAUGUUGAACAAACAUCACAAAUUUUCCUUGAAUAGAGAGACUAUUAAAAAUUGAAAUGCAAGAAGUUUAGGAAGCAGAAAAAUACUAGCAAAAACCAUUCAUGUGAAACUUGGUGACUUGAAAGGUGUCGGUGAUAUUUGCAACAAGGGCUAAAAAUCUAAAAAUGCAAGAUUAGCCCAAAUCUCCCCUUGGGUUCUUUAGAAGUAUUUAUUUGUGAAGAAUCCAGUCCAAAAUUUCAAAUGUAUAAUGAACAAAAGGUUAAUGGUGCUUUAACAAGAG
Quercus lobata is the source of this 1710-nucleotide messenger RNA. RefSeq lists its product as uncharacterized. Bases 322 to 1062 code for a protein of 246 amino acids. NCBI's taxonomy places the organism in Eukaryota, Viridiplantae, Streptophyta, Magnoliopsida, Fagales, Fagaceae. The record is from RefSeq and is a predicted model, not a curated record. The transcript is spliced from 2 exons.